CGCGAGUGAGUGAGUGAGUGCAAAUUAUCCAACUGAAGUGUAAAAGAAUUUAAUAAUUCUCAUCGACAGGAUGUAUGAUUGUUGUUGGUGCUGCUUCUGUUGCCAGUUUGUCGUUUCAUUUCAAUUUUGUAUCGUGUUCCCAUCAGUCUAUCAACGCUAAGCGAAAUGAUAAAUUUGAUAUUGGUGUAUCGAAUGCGUGUUUUGUCGGUGCUUCUCAUCAGUGUUCUUGUCGAUGAGCUAUAAUGCUGAAGUGAAUUUUUUUUCGGGUGCGCGUUGCAUAAAUAACAAACAACAAAAAAUCGAGUGAUGUGAAAAAACGAAGUUAAAACGCACACCUAUAAUACCAAGAAAAAAAGACAAAAAUGAAUUAAACGCUGGUGUGGCAUAUCAUAUUCGUAAAGUGCCCAUUCGAACGUAAAAUAUUGGCUUAAAACAUUUUGUUGUUUCAUUUUUAUUUAAAUUAUAUCCUUUCGGACCUAAAACACACAUACAAAAAGCAAAAGAAAAAAAACUCUUCCGUGUUGCUGUCGACUGGAGCUAAUAUUGUGUAGAUGAAUGGUGUUUCGGUAGAAGAGCCGUUAAACAGCAUUCGAAAGAUCGAGUGAUAUACACUUAUUUGUUAGAGUUUUUUUUUAAUUGUAAAUUUCGUAUAAAAGUAAAAUGACCAAAAAGUUUGAAUUCAAUUGGCAAAUUCCGGUCCCUGAGCCAUUGCUAGCGGGAAAUACAUUUGACCGAUGGACUGAAGAAAAAGAUAAUACAGAUCUCGAAAUAGCAUGCACUUUCAAAGUGGAUGAGUAUGGCUUCUUUAUCUAUUGGAAAAGUGAAGGACGGGAAGGAGAUGUUAUCGAAUUGUGUCAAGUGAGUGAUAUUAGGGCUGGUGGCCUUCCUCGGGACAUGAAAUUGCUUGACAAGCUGUGGAAUAAAUAUGGUGAAAAGUUAGAUGAACGAUCGUUGACUAUAUGUUCGGGUACGGAUUAUAUCAACGUGAAUUAUCAACAUAUUGUUUGCCCAGAUGCGGAAACAGCAAAGAUUUGGCAACGGGGCCUCCGUGAAAUUACACAUAAUAAUAAAAUAAACAAUGUUUGCAUUCGAACAAAUUUAAUGAAGCAUUGGAUGCGUCUUGGUUUUUUGGUUGAUGCAAAAGGACGUGUACCGGUUAAAGUGGUGGCACGAACAUUUGCAUCCGGAAAAACAGAGAAAAUGGUGUAUCAAUGCCUGUCGGAGCUGGGUUUGCCUAGUGGCAAAAAUGACACGAUGGAUAAAGAUGAUUUUACAUUCGACAAGUUUUAUGCGCUCUACCACAAGAUUUGUCCUCGAAACGAUAUCGAAGAGUUGUUUCGUUCGAUAACACAAGGCAAAGCUGAAUUCAUCAAUAUAGACCAGUUCAUUAAUUUUUUGAAUGAGAAACAACGUGACCCGCGAUUGAACGAGAUUCUAUAUCCGCUGUACGAUGAGAAACGUGCUCAAGAGAUUAUUGGAACAUAUGAACAGGACGAAGAGUCAAAAAGCAAAAAGCUCUUAUCUAAAGAUGGUUUCGUGCGUUAUUUAAUGUCCGACGAAAAUGCGCCCGUAUUUCUCGAUCGCUUGGAUUUAUACAUGGACAUGGAUUGUCCACUUUCACAUUAUUACAUCAAUUCAUCGCAUAACACUUAUUUGUCUGGACGUCAGUUCGGCGGUAAGAGCUCGGUGGAAAUGUAUCGACAAACGCUGUUGGCCGGCUGCCGUUGUGUGGAAUUGGAUUGUUGGGAUGGUAAAGGUGAAGAUGAAGAGCCCAUCAUCACUCACGGCAUGGCAAUGUGCACCGAUAUUCUAUUCAAAGAUGUUAUCUAUGCCAUUCGGGAUUGUGCGUUUGUUACGUCCGACUAUCCAGUUAUACUUUCGUUCGAGAAUCAUUGUUGUCGGGCACAACAAUUCAAAUUAGCUAAAUACUGUGAUGAAAUUUUUGGUGAUCUAUUGUUAAAAGAACCAUUACCAGACUAUCCAUUGGAACCGGGUUCAAGUUUGCCGCCACCAUCAGCAUUGAAACGAAAGAUUUUGAUAAAAAAUAAAAGACUUAAGCCAGAAGUGGAAAAAAUCGAAUUGGAAUUAUUCCAACAAGGUCAAUUGGCGCUUGACAACGAAGAGCCGACAGAAGAUGCAGGCGCUGUACCAGUACUUGAUAAAAAAUCAGAAGAAGUGGCAACACCAGUUGCCGCCGGUCAACCUGGUGCAUCACAAGACGGCGGCGAGGGUACCGAAAUUCCAAUCAAUUACACCGGGUCGACAACCAACGUCCACCCUUGGUUAAGUUCAAUGAUUAAUUAUGCGCAGCCAAUUAAAUUCGGCGCAUUUGAUCAAUCGGAACAAAAGAAUAUUCAUCAUAAUAUGUCAAGUUUCUCCGAAACGGCUGGAAUGAAUUUGCUAAAACAGCAGGCUAUCGAUUUUGUCAACUACAACAAACGUCAAAUGUCACGAAUUUAUCCAAAGGGCACACGUGCUGAUUCAUCAAAUUAUAUGCCGCAAGUGUUUUGGAAUGCUGGCUGUCAAAUGGUCUCAUUGAAUUUCCAAACAUCCGAUUUACCAAUGCAAUUGAAUCAGGGCAAGUUCGAAUACAACGGAAGUAGCGGCUAUUUAUUGAAGCCCGAUUUUAUGCGACGAGCAGAUAAAGAUUUUGAUCCAUUUGCCGAUGCACCGGUGGAUGGUGUUAUUGCCGCCUCGUGUGGCGUUCAAGUAAUUGCUGGCCAAUUUUUAUCGGAUAAAAAAGUCGGUACAUAUGUUGAAGUUGAUAUGUAUGGUUUGCCUUCGGACACCGUACGAAAAGAAUUUCGUACACGUUUGGUGCCAGCAAACGGUUUGAAUCCGGUUUACAAUGAAGAGCCGUUCCUCUUUCGUAAAGUGGUUUUGCCCGAUUUGGCCGUUUUGCGUUUGGGCGUUUACGAUGAAAAUGGCAAACUAUUGGGCCAGCGAAUUUUGCCAUUAGACGGUUUGCAAGGAGGUUACAGACAUAUUUCCCUACGUACUGAAGCCAACUUCCCAAUGUCAUUGCCCAUGCUGUUCUGUAAUAUUGAAUUGAAAAUCUAUGUACCAGAUGGUUUUGAAGAUUUCAUGGACGCCUUAAGUGAUCCCCGUGGCUUUAUGGGUGCAGCCAAAGAACGACAAGACAAUAUGAAGGCGCUUGGUAUUGAAGAAACGGCCGGCAGUGGUGACGCAUCGAAAUCAGAAAAGAAAGAAGAAAAACGAAUUGAAGAGCCACCAAUUGUUUUCGAUCCGAUUACAUUGGAAACAUUGCGUCAAGAGAAAGGUUUUCAGAAAAUUGCCAAAAAACAAUCCAAAGAAUUGGAAACAAUGAAGAAAAAACAUGCGAAAGAACGUGCAUCGUUGCAAAAAUCGCAAAAUACAUCAAUUGAAAAAUUAAUUAAGGGAAAGAGCAAAGAUGAAAUCAAAGCCGAUCAAAACAUUCGCAAACAUAUAACCGAUCAAUCGAGCGCAUGGGCCGAAAUGUGCGAACGACAAAAGAAAGAAGAAUGGGAAGUGCUUAAGACACAGGUGAACGAUCAACAAGACAUUCUAAAACGUUUGAUGGAAACGACACAGGCGGCACAAAUCAAACAGCUCGAAGCAAAACAUGAACGUGAUAAUAAAACUCUCAAUUCUAAUCAGGCCAAAAUUUCCGUCGAAACUGCCAAAGAGGUACUUGCCGAUAAAACACUAAAAACAAAAGGCGAAAAAGAUCGACGAUUACGUGAAAAGAAACAAAACAAUAUCAAACGAUUCAUGGAUGAGAAAAAGAAUGCGCAAAUAAAACAGGCACGCGAAAAAGAGAAACUACGCAAAACACACGAAAAACAAGUAGAAGAACUACAAAAGGAUUGCCAAAAGCUAUUGGAAAUGUAUAAAACCGAAGAUGCAGAGUACACAAAAGGAGAUCACUAUGCCUAAAUUGCCUAACAAAAACAACAACUAAAACCAAACUAAGCAAACAAAAUAUACUGUAUAAGUAUAAUGAAUAUAUUUAUUUAUUAAAUGUGACAACAAAAAGAACAUUUACAAACAAAACAAAAAUCUAGCAAAUUACAUGUGAAAACGAGACCAAGUUAAGUAUGAUUCUAUUUAUUACAAACAUAAACAAAAAUGAUCCAAUUUGUUUAGAAAUUAAUAUUAUUUAGUAGAUUGGAAAAUUUAUAUAGCAGUGAUAUACAAAUUGUACGAAUAUCUAAUGACAAUUUGUUAAAAACAAAAUUAAAGAGAAAUCAAAACCAAAAGUUUGAGUUUAUUCAUAUUAUAUGAAUCAUAUAUAUAUUAUUAUGAAUGGAGGAUAAAAGAACUAUUUGAUCAGCCAUCCAAUUAUUACGAUUUAAGACAAAUUUCUUGAUAAAUCAGCUUUUCAAUUUCAUCCGAAACUCGAUUCGAUUUGUGCCUCACUCAGCGUCCACAUGCUGAUCCAAUCAAUUUCGAUAUUUUAUUUUCCAAUUUUUCCUAUUUUCAUUUUGAAUUUCUCCUUUGUUCGUCAACAUCAUAUUUUUAAUCGUCAUUUUUUUCUAGGCCAAUAUAUAAUCUUACAUUUAAAUUCUACGAAUCAUGUAUUACCAUUUAAGUAGUCACAUUCAAUUUUAAUUCUAACCAAUCCGUUUCGAUGUCCUGAAAAUGGGAUAUUUGAACGAUUCAUGACAACAACCACAUUUUCCGUGCAGACGCGUCGCGAUGCCAAACAUUUAAUGCACUUAUUUAAGAUUCGAAUCCACUACGAAGAUUUCAUUUUCUACCCUAAUGUACCUAAUCACACUUAGAUGGCGCUUAAUAUGCUCGAGAUUUUCAACGAGUUCUGAUAUAACCAUUCAAAGUAUGGUUUGUGUCUCAAAUUGAAUCAAAAUAUGGAAUUGGAUUUGUUGUUGAUUUUUCAUCAGGACAAUACCAACACUUCAAACUAGGCCUUUAAAAGAACUUCUUAUUUCUACGCAUACACAAAUAAAAAUAAACAAAUCACACCAAAAAUACCGUCUUGUUGAACAAAAAUCCAACGAAUCUAAGAAGUAUAUUACAUUUAUUCAAAAUUUAUUCGAAUUCUAAUAGAUAUACAUAUAUAUAGAGAGAGAGAGAUAUAUGAUCAAAAGAAUGUAUUGGUCCACAAUUAAAUCUCAUUACCAUUAUAAUUAUUUAUGGAGAGAUGACAUGUUGAUUACUCAGAUGAUUUAAUUACGCAGCUAAAAAA
This is a messenger RNA of Contarinia nasturtii (swede midge), 5188 nucleotides long. It is a transcript of the gene norpA, whose product is annotated as 1-phosphatidylinositol 4,5-bisphosphate phosphodiesterase. The record is from RefSeq and is a predicted model, not a curated record. Gene Ontology annotation, molecular function: phosphatidylinositol-4,5-bisphosphate phospholipase C activity; calcium ion binding. Gene Ontology annotation, biological process: phosphatidylinositol-mediated signaling; lipid metabolic process. Bases 661 to 3918 code for a protein of 1085 amino acids. Lineage: Eukaryota; Metazoa; Arthropoda; Insecta; Diptera; Cecidomyiidae. The transcript has 12 exons.